Messenger RNA from Tuber melanosporum (Perigord truffle), 1921 nucleotides. RefSeq lists its product as uncharacterized. Gene Ontology annotation, biological process: branched-chain amino acid biosynthetic process. Bases 40 to 1830 code for a protein of 596 amino acids. The record is from RefSeq and is a predicted model, not a curated record. NCBI's taxonomy places the organism in Eukaryota, Fungi, Ascomycota, Pezizomycetes, Pezizales, Tuberaceae. Gene Ontology annotation, cellular component: mitochondrion. The transcript has 6 exons. Gene Ontology annotation, molecular function: dihydroxy-acid dehydratase activity.
CCCAAAGUGACUCUUCCGACGGGAGAUUGAGAAUCCGCAAUGUUGUCACGACUUCGAUUUCGCCCUUUCUCAGGUACUUCAUUUCUGAAACCGUCCAGAUUUUCUCGGCCGUUAUCGUCGACGGGUUCAUGGGGAAAAGAUGGUGAAUUGAACAAAGUCUCUGCGACGGUCACCCAACCGAAGUCUCAGGGGGCUUCUCAAGCUAUGUUGUAUGCGACUGGGUUGGAGCCAGAGGACAUGAAUAAGGCGCAAGUCGGAAUUUCAUCGGUGUGGUAUACGGGGAAUCCAUGUAAUAUGCAUCUAUUGAAACUGAACUUCAAGGUUCUGGAGGGAGUGCGUAAGGCUGGGUUGGUCGCGUACCAAUUCAACACCGUUGGUGUCAGUGAUGGUAUAUCUAUGGGAACCAGUGGGAUGAGAUACUCUUUACAGUCCCGAGAUUUGAUUGCCGAUUCAAUCGAGACCGUAAUGGGCGGCCAAUGGUACGACGCAAACAUUUCAAUUCCUGGCUGUGAUAAAAACAUGCCGGGUGUGAUCAUGGCCAUGGGCAGAGUCAACCGACCAUCCCUAAUGGUCUAUGGUGGAACCAUCAAGCCCGGACACUCCAAAUGUCAAGGUGGCGCUGAAAUCGACGUCGUCUCCGCCUUCCAGUCUUAUGGUCAAUUCCUGACAGGCGAGAUUAACGAGGAAACCCGCUUCGAUAUCAUCCGAAAUGCGUGUCCCGGAUCCGGCGCCUGUGGAGGAAUGUACACGGCGAACACCAUGGCAACGGCUAUCGAGUCCAUGGGGAUGACGCUUCCGGGGUCGUCUUCCAACCCGGCUGAGUCGCGGGAGAAGAUUCGGGAAUGUAUUGAUGCUGGAGCGGCGAUCAAGAAUCUCCUUGAACUUAAGAUGCUGCCGAGGGAUAUCAUGACCCGCGCCGCGUUCGAGAAUGCCAUGGUUGUGGUCAACAUUACUGGAGGGUCUACUAAUGCGGUUCUCCAUCUGAUUGCCAUCGCCCACUCCGUAGGCGUGAAGCUCACAAUUGACGACUUCCAGUCGGUCUCAGAUAGAAUCCCCCUCUUGGCAGACUUGAAGCCCUCGGGAAAGUAUGUAAUGGCCGAUAUCCACAAGAUCGGUGGAACGCCAGCGCUGCUCAAGUUCUUGCUCAAGGAAGGGCUAAUCGACGGAUCCAUCAACACCGUUACCGGAAGGACCCUCGCAGAUAAUCUCAGGGAUGUGCAAGGUUUUCCGCCCGACCAGGACAUCAUCCGCCCUCUGUCAAACCCAAUCAAGAAGACCGGCCACAUCCAAAUCCUCCGUGGUAGCCUCACGCCCGGGGGCUCAGUGGGCAAGAUCACCGGAAAGGAGGGCCUCCACUUCCGUGGUAAGGCCAAGGUCUACGAUGGAGAGGACCACUUCAUCCACGCCUUUGAACAUGGCGAGAUCAAGAAGGGCGAAAAGACGGUUGUGGUAAUCCGCUAUGAGGGUCCCAAGGGAGCGCCCGGAAUGGUGGAAAUGCUCAAGCCUUCUUCAGCUAUCAUGGGUGCUGGCCUAGGACAGGACGUCGCCCUUAUCACCGACGGUCGCUUCUCCGGCGGAUCGCACGGGUUCCUGAUCGGGCAUAUAGUCCCGGAAGCACAGGAGGGCGGUCCUAUCGCGUUCGUCAAGGAUGGCGACGAGAUUGUCAUUGAUGCUGAGAAGCGGUUGCUGGAUUUGGAGGUCAGCGAGCAGGAGUUGGCGGAUAGGAGGAAGCAGUACUCUCCUAAGCCUUUAAAGUAUACCCAGGGUACACUAUACAAAUAUGCCAAACAAGUUGCGGAUGCUAGUCACGGGUGUAUCACCGAUGCUUAGAAAGUUUAUGGAGUCUCUGUAGAUUAUAUGUCGUGGUCAGCCGUCCUGUGACCAGUGAUAGACCCUUGGGUACAUGCAAAAGUGAUUUAUU